CGGCCCCCGCCCUCCGCUGCCAGCGCCGCCCCCGCUGCGGCGGGCGAGGGGCGGGCCGGGGCAAGGCGUAUAUAAGGCGAGGGGCGGGCGCCGCUCUUUUGUCUCUUGCUGCAGCGACGCGAGUGGGAUCUCCAGGAACCGGGAACCGGAGCGAGACGCCGCGGGUUUAAGAAAAUGGCAGACAAGCCGGACAUGGGGGAGAUCGCCAGCUUCGAUAAGGCCAAGCUGAAGAAGACGGAGACGCAGGAGAAGAACACCCUGCCGACCAAAGAGACCAUUGAGCAGGAGAAACGGAGUGAAAUUUCCUAAGAGCUUGGAGGAGUCCCCACCCCCGUCAUCUUGGAGACCCCAAGUCGUGAUGUGGAAGAUGACCCACCUGCAAGAUGGACGCGAGCCACAAGCUGCACUG
Molecule: messenger RNA, 409 nt
Organism: Oryctolagus cuniculus (rabbit)
Lineage: Eukaryota; Metazoa; Chordata; Mammalia; Lagomorpha; Leporidae
Gene: TMSB10
Product: thymosin beta 10
Biological process (GO): regulation of cell migration; actin filament organization
Cellular component (GO): cytoplasm
Molecular function (GO): actin monomer binding
Source: RefSeq, a predicted model, not a curated record